Molecule: messenger RNA, 2440 nt
Organism: Carica papaya (papaya)
Lineage: Eukaryota; Viridiplantae; Streptophyta; Magnoliopsida; Brassicales; Caricaceae
Gene: SWA1
Product: transducin family protein / WD-40 repeat family protein
Biological process (GO): positive regulation of transcription by RNA polymerase I; rRNA processing
Cellular component (GO): nucleolus
Molecular function (GO): protein binding
Source: RefSeq, a predicted model, not a curated record
CCUGCUAUAUGUAGUCAUGUGCCCGUUCCCUCUCUUAAAACAACCCUAAAACCCAUCUUCCUCCUCCGUUCGCCACCUCUCUUCUGUAUUUCGCGGCUACCCUCUCUUUCCAAUCUCGAAAAUUUCAUCUUCACCUCAUUUAACCGCCAUCGCUUCUCCCUCUUAUACCUCUCCUUUCGCCGAGACCAGAUUGUAAGGAGCUUUACGAUUCUCAUCCUGACUGUGUUCUAUUCUCCUUAAACAUGGAGGAACAUCAAGCUAGUCAACAAAUUUCAAAGGUCUUUCCAAUCAAACCGAAGCUCAAACCGAAGCCAAGAACCCAAUCGCAGACCUCAGAGUCGAAGUACUGGUCAUCCUUCAAAUCCCACCAAAUCCCUGACUUAAUUUCAUCAAUCGCUUCUCUCUCCUUCUCUCCCGUUUACCCCCAUGUCUUCGCCGCCGCUCACUCCGCUUCUCUCACCUUUUACUCUUCACAGACGUUCUCUUCCGCUUCUUCCAUCUCCUCAUUCUCCGACGUCGUUUCCUCCACCUCCUUCCGCUCCGACGGCGCCCUCAUCGCCGCUUCCGACGUCUCCGGGCUUGUUCAGGUCUUCGACGUCAAGACCCGAACUCCUCUCCGGCGUCUCCGUUCCCACACUCGCGCUGUGCGAUUCGUGAAAUACCCACUUCUAGAUAAGCUCCACUUGGUCUCCGGCGGCGAUGACGCGGUGGUCAAGUACUGGGAUGUUGCUGGGGAGAGCGUCGUUCUGGAUUUGCUGGGUCAUAAGGAUUACGUUCGAUGCGGUGAUUGCUCCCCUGUUAACGGUGACAUGUUUAUCACCGGGUCUUAUGAUCACACAGUGAAGGUCUGGGACGUUAGAGUCGAGAAUUCGAAGUCGGUCAUGGAGGUAAACCACGGGAAGCCUGUCGAGGAUGUCAUUUUCUUGCCGUCCGGCGGGUUAGUUGCGACCGCCGGAGGGAAUUCCGUGAAGAUUUGGGAUUUAAUUGGGGGAGGGAAGAUGGUGUUUUCCAUGGAGAGCCAUAACAAGACUGUAACUUCGAUCUGCGUGGGGAGAAUUGGGAAGGAGAGCGGAGAAGAGGCAAUGCAGAAUAGAAUUCUCAGUGUUGCUUUAGAUGGAUACAUGAAAGUUUUCGACUAUGGAAAAAUGAAGGUGACUCACUCCACGAGAUUUCCUGCUCCGCUCAUGUCAGUUGGCUUUUCGCCGGAUUCCAUGACCAGAUUGAUAGGAACCUCCAAAGGAAUCAUCUUUGCAGGGAGGAGGAAGAUGAAGGAAAACGUGGAGACCGGAACUGGAAACUUUUGGCAGUUAACCAACGAAGCAGGCAAGCCAAGGAGACCAUUAAGGCCUACUUAUUUCAGAUACUUCCAUAGAGGGCAGAGUGAGAAACCAUCAAAAGAUGAUUACUUGGUGAUGAGACCAAAGAAAGUGAAAUUAGGGGAGCAUGAUAAAUUAUUGAAGAAGUUCAGACACAAGGAGGCUCUGGUUUCUGUCCUGAGCAAAAAGAACCCAGCUAAUACCGUAGCUGUGAUGGAGGAAUUGGUGGCAAGGAGGAAGCUGUUGAAGUCCAUUUCGAAUAUGGACAACGAAGAGCUUGGCUUACUGUUGAUGUUCUUGCAAAAACAGUCGACCAUGCCAAGGUAUUCUGGUUUGUUAAUGGGGUUAACUAAGAAGGUUCUUGAGUUGCGAGCAGAAGAUAUUGGAGCUUGUGAUGCAUUGAAGGGGCAUGUUAGAAAUCUUAAGAGGUCCAUUGAUGAGGAGAUAAGAAUACAACAGGCCUUGCAGGAGAUAGAAGGGAUAAUCUCUCCAUUGCUGAGAAUUGCAGGAAGAAGAUGAAGUUAAUGGCUUUUUAUAUCUUGGGUUGUUUAUUUCAGUGAACAACUUAGUCGCAGAUAGUAGUUCAAGUAAUCAACUUAGGGUUUAGGACAUGAGAGAAAUUUAAUUAAAGGGUGAAGAGCUGGAGGUCUAUAGGAACUCUUUAUAUUUUCAAGAAGAGAAAGGUCUUCGGCAAAGGAGAUGAAUCUUUCCAGAAAAAAGGAGAUGAAUCUAUAGGAUUUUGAAUAUCCUGCCCACAAAGAAAAGAAUGGCAACCUAUGGGAUUUGUCUAUGUCCUUCAUAAACAAGUCCUUAGCAUACAGGUAGAGAUUUGAUUUCGGGUGAGUUAAGGCCGUGGGAAGAUAUUCUGAUAUGCAAGUCCAGGAAAAAAGCUCAUCCCCUUCAUUCUGUUGGCUAUCUAUCAUUUUAAUAAUCUCCAAAUAAUGGAACAAGGGAACAACUAAGCUGGAUGUUAUGGCCGAAAUUAUAUCUCUUAUGUUUAUAUGAGAAAAGUUGUAUAUCCAUUGAAAAGGCUUCACCAUUUUGUUUUCACCUGUGCCCAAAUUGUAGAUUUCUUAAUCGUUCAUAUGAGUUCUUAAUUGUUGAUUCUCGUUUUCUGACUGCAA